CCAGCAAACAUCCAGCUGGAUAUUGAUGGGGACCGUGAAACAGAACGCAUCUACUCUCUCUUCAACCUAUACAUGAGCAAGCUGGAAAAGAUGCAGGAGGCCUGUGGCAGCAAAUCUGUGUACGACGGCCCUGAGCAGGAGGAAUACUCGUCCUUCAUCAUUGAUGACCCCCAGGAGACCUACAAGACACUGAAGCAAGUCAUCGCUGGGGUGGGGACCCUUGAACAGGAGCACGCACAAUACAGGAGGGACAAGUUCAAGAAGACGAGAUACGGGAGCCAGGAGCACCCCAUUGGAGACAAGAGCUUCCAGAACUACAUAAGGCAGCAGUCUGAGAUCUCCACCCAUUCCAUUUAAAGUCACAGUGCAUCCCAGGAUGGUGCUGAUGAGCCACAUCAAGAAACCCACAACCUUUAGAAGCAGAAAAAAGAAGACAGAAGACACAUGUGGAGGGGCUCCAUGUCCACCAACUCAUACCAAGCCAGUGGGGCCACUGCCAGCCAAGCAUGCUGUCCUCUGCAGGAACUGUUGCCUGGAACUGUAUACUUCUUACCUGCCAGCACGGGUGGUCUGAGCCAUUCUGGAACAUGUGAUCAUUUGUCUUUCACUGCUUUGGUUUUGUGAGGAUCCAGGGAUCCGUUAAAUAUUAGGGAACUGUGGACUUCCUGUAAACCUCUUCCCACAUGACCCAGUCCUUCCUCCUGGAGCCACAGCUGGUUCAUUCAUGGCAAUGCAUGCCUUCUGCAAAGCGUGUGCUGUCUCCUGUGCUUUGCCCACUGGUCUCUGUGGCUCUGCACAGUGUAAGCCUUCUGCCCCAGCCCCAGACAUUGUACUUUAUCCCUGUUUGGGAUGUUAGAAGCAGUAUUUCUCCAGCUGCCAGUAAGGCAGGCAGCCUCUAUGUUUAGCUUGUGUUGGUUUGUUCCUGCCUAAGGGGUCAGUUUUGUGCCUGGGAUGGGCAGAAUGGUGCAGGAAGCCCUUGGCCUUUGGGGAUAUGGGGGUCUCUUCUUCAGAGUCCCUGGAGAGGAAGAACUGUGGGUCCAGUCUUCUCUGGGUGACCAUAAACCCCUAGUUCAAGCAUUCAUCUAGUUUAAAACUAGAAUCUACAUGCUUGCCACCUUGGUGAAAGAUGGGAAAGUUUUUGUUUUGUUUUGUUUUUAAUGUGCAUUUUUCAAGCUGUUUUUCUUAAUGUUUUUAAAGGACUGUUUUUAACUAGCAUUUUGAUAUAAGGUAAUUUGGAACAUCAGAGCCUGUACAUAUUAAAGGGGAUGCCACAGGGCAGAUCCAAAGGGAACAGUAUUUGUUUUCUCACAAAGCCAACUCUAAGAGUCCUCAGGGAGGGAGCCCUGGGCUGGAGGCUGCACCUUCAGAGGUGCAGAAGGGCUGGCCGAGAGCAGUGUUUCACCUGCCUGUGUCUCUGUGAACCGAGACUGGGCAGGGCAAUGUCUGGGGGGGCAUUUUUUAUUAGAAUGGGAGGGUCUUGAAACAGGCAAGGCAGACUGCUUCAGCUUGGCCCCACACUGCUGCUGGAGCCUCAUCCCAAACAGUGUCUCCACAGGCUGAGGAGAGAGGUGCUCAGUGGGUAGGCAUUGCUGAAGGAUGGGGCACACAUCCGGUACCAGUUUCUCUUUGUUCUUAUUGGGAAGUUCACUCUUCAUCUAGAAAACAGAUGGUAACAGCAUUGGUUAUCACAGAAAUAGAGGGAAGUGUAAAAAAUUAACUUUGGACACAGCAAUCAGGCUGCACUGAACUUCAGUUUUUAACACGGAUUUGUAACUUAAUGUUUCUGUUUAUAAAGUACUAAUGAUUUGCAAUGUAUUUUACCGGUCAAUUAAAACAGAUGCUUUAUUCUUU
This is a messenger RNA of Nannospalax galili (Upper Galilee mountains blind mole rat), 1851 nucleotides long. It is a transcript of the gene Rasa3, whose product is annotated as RAS p21 protein activator 3. The record is from RefSeq and is a predicted model, not a curated record. The transcript has 3 exons. NCBI's taxonomy places the organism in Eukaryota, Metazoa, Chordata, Mammalia, Rodentia, Spalacidae. The coding region runs from base 73 to 357 and encodes 94 amino acids.